Molecule: messenger RNA, 1673 nt
Organism: Lingula anatina
Lineage: Eukaryota; Metazoa; Brachiopoda; Lingulata; Lingulida; Lingulidae
Product: 26S proteasome non-ATPase regulatory subunit 1
Biological process (GO): proteasome-mediated ubiquitin-dependent protein catabolic process; regulation of protein catabolic process
Cellular component (GO): proteasome storage granule; proteasome regulatory particle, base subcomplex; proteasome complex
Molecular function (GO): enzyme regulator activity
Source: RefSeq, a predicted model, not a curated record
AUGGGAUCAGUUCUAAUUGACCACAAAUUGAGCAUUUGGUGGAGUGCUGACAUUAUCAUUGAGAAAUCAUUGAAGCAGGGAGCCAAGCCAAGAACUCCUGAACAAUGUCCAAGCGUGGUUUCCUUGCUGUCAGAGAGUUACAACCCGCAUGUGCGAUACGGUGCAGCCAUGGCACUGGGGAUAGCGUGUGCAGGGACAGGACUGAAGGAUGCCAUUGCCCUGUUGGAACCAAUGACAAACGACCCAGUCAACUAUGUCCGCCAGGGGGCGCUCAUCGCCAGUGCCAUGGUGCUGAUUCAGCAGAACGAAGUCACCAGUUCUAAGGUGAAAUCGUUCAGAGAACUGUACGCCAAGGUGAUUGCUGAUAAACAUGAAGACAUUAUGGCCAAGUUUGGAGCCAUCACUGCCCAGGGGAUUAUUGACGCAGGAGGCCGUAAUGUGACCAUGUCGCUGCAGAGUCGUACUGGUCACACCAACAUGUCUGCAGUAGUAGGGUUCCUGGUGUUCCAACAGUUCUGGUACUGGUUCCCGUUGACCCACUUCUUGGCCCUGGCCUUCACCCCUACUGCCAUCAUUGGACUGAACAAAGACCUCAAGAUGCCCAAGUGCCAGUUCCGCAGUAAUGCCAAGCCAUCAACCUACGCCUACCCUCCGCCACUAGAGGAGAAGAAAGACAAGAAGGGGGAGAAAGUCGAGACAGCCGUACUCAGUAUCACAGCCAAACAGAAGAAGAAAGAAGCUGAUAAGAAGAAAGAAGAAGGAGGGGAGAAAAUGGAGGUGGAUGAAGAAAAGACAGAUGAAGCUGAGAAGAAAGAAGACAAGAAGGAAGUGAAGAAAGAAAAAGAAGAAAAGAAAGAGGAAGCUGAAGAGAAAGAAAAGGAAGAAAAAAAGAAAGAAGAGCCAGCCUUUGAAAUGUUGGACAACCCAGCCAGAGUGAUGAGAGCUCAGUUGCGAGUUGUCUCCCUACCAGAAGGUUCCAAAUACAAGGGUUUGAAAGAUGUGUCUAAUGGCGGCAUCAUCAUGUUAAGUAACAGCAAGCCUGGAGAAGAUGAAGAACUUAUAGAACAUGUGGCUGCUGGAGGGCCCAAGGUGGAGGAAGAGAGUGAACCAGAACCACCCGAGCCAUUUGAGUGGCCAGAAGAUAUCUGAAUUAUCCAUCAGAAUUAUCCAGAUCCAUUUGAACGGCCUGAAGACAUCUGAAGUACCCAUCUGGAUUAUCUAGAUCACCAAUAUGGAUUAAUGAGAAACUAAAUGUAGAUUAAUGUGAAUUUUGAUGUGACUGUCUCUCUGGUGGAGGGCUAUACUGAUGAAGAUUUGAACUCGAGUUUUAAAAGCCACAUGAAAUAAAGAUUGGCAAUGUGGAUAGGAAUAAAACUGAAUUUUUUUUCUUGGUGUAAUUGAUGUAUAUGAAUAUUGACACUUAAGAAUUUUCUCAGUUAAGAUGUUCAAAUGAUCAGAUAUAGAUGUCACGAAGCAGAAAAGAAAGAGGACAAGAAAGCUAUGACUUUGAUAUGGAUAGGGUUAUGAUGUGGUAGAAAGAAAACAUGUUAGGUAUAGUUACCAUUAUCAUUUAUAGAAAACAUGAUUUUUUUUCCAUUUGAAAAGUUAUCACUGUUUGAAAACCUAAUACUCUAUAAUGUACUAUGUCUAUAAAUAAAAAAUGUGUGAGUUCA